This is a messenger RNA of Miscanthus lutarioriparius, 414 nucleotides long. Lineage: Eukaryota; Viridiplantae; Streptophyta; Magnoliopsida; Poales; Poaceae. The record is from the annotation of a GenBank genome assembly.
AUGGCCUACGCGCCUCAGGCCGACGAGCCGGAGCUGAUCGUGGCCCCCGCCGUGCCCCUCGGACACGUUCAGCGCCGCCUCCUCGACGCGGGCCGCAUCCUCGUGACCGGUGGCUGGCUUGUCCUCAUCAACUACACCAUCAGCAACCGCGACGGGAACGCCGCGCACGCGCUCGUCGGCCUCGCGCUUCUGCUACUCGGCGUCUUCCUCAUCGAGCUGUCACUGGUGGCCGACCAGUUCCCGGGAGCAGCAAGGGUUGGCGCCGCCGUGGCCGAUGUUCUACUUCUUGGCGCCGGCGAACUAGCUCCUGGGAGGCUGGGACGACAGGUCUGUAUAUCGCUGCAUGCGGUGACGCACGCUGCGCACCUUGUGGUGCGCCGUUGUAGCAAUAAAAUUAUUAUUAAGCGCCUUUAG